CUGGCACAACAGGUAUCUACCAAGGAGCCGUGGCAUGGACUCCUCUGAGUUGUCAGUUGUCCGAAACAUAUAAAAACCACAUUUUUCGGACCGUAUACUGAACCCCAACAGAUAGAGACGUCUCUUUUUUCUUUUUUUGUUUCUUCUGUCUUUUGCUUUCCCUCCCUUAUUGUGACUUCAAGGACAAAUCUUUUUUUACAAGUAAAAUCUCUCUUUUUCUCCCUCUCUGGGGCUUCAAGGCGUAGUUAAAAUGGAAAAAAAGGGAGAAGAAAGAGAGCUGGGUAUGUUCUUUGAUGGGAUCAUAGAGUCCAUGCCUUUGUUUGCAAAGCAGUUCGUUGCUGGAGGUGUUGCUGGGGGGCUUGCAAAGACCGUUGUUGCCCCACUUGAGCGUGUCAAGAUUUUGUUACAGACUAGAAGAGGAGAAUUUCACAGCAUAGGGAUCUUUGGAUCCAUUAAAACGAUUGCAACGACAGAAGGCAUCCUGGGUUUCUACAGAGGAAAUGGUGCUAGUGUUACUCGAAUUGUUCCCUAUGCAGCACUUCAUUAUAUGGCUUACGAGCAGUACCGUAGAUGGAUCAUCAAUGGAUUUCCUGACAUUGGAAGAGGCCCUGUACUUGAUCUUGUGGCUGGAUCAUUUGCUGGAGGAACUGCUGUGCUUUUUACUUAUCCACUUGAUUUGAUUCGGACUAAAUUAGCUUAUCAGGUUGUUGGUCUACCAAAGAUUAAUGCGAAAGGGGUAGUUAGUACUGAACAAAUUUAUAGAGGAAUUCUUGAUUGUUUUUCGAAGACUUACAAAGGGUCUGGGCUCAGAGGUCUCUAUCGUGGUGUAGCCCCAUCACUUUAUGGAAUCUUCCCAUAUGCUGGUUUGAAGUUUUACUUCUAUGAGGAGAUGAAACGCCAUGUACCUGGGGAGAAGAAGAAAAAAAUAAUGGUGAAUCUAGUAUGUGGGUCUGUAGCUGGUCUCUUGGGCCAAACUUUCACAUAUCCUCUUGAUGUUGUGAGGAGGCAAAUGCAGGUCCAAAAGCUCUCGGCAUCCAACAGGCCCGAGUUGAAAGGAACAAUGGGAUCACUUAUCAUGAUUGCCCAAAAUCAAGGCUGGAAGCAAUUGUUUUCAGGGCUGAGCAUCAACUACCUUAAGGUUGUACCGUCUACGGCAAUGGGUUUUGCAGUUUAUGAAGUCAUGAAAUCAAGCUUGAGAGUUCCAUCCCAUGAUGAAGCUGUGAUAGAAGUGGUAACAAACAAAAGAAAUCUCCAUUCAUAACAGCCAUCUCACUUGUACAUUCGAUUCUUUUAAGCUGUACACAUUGUACAGCUUACAUAAAGGGAUGAUCAGGUAGCAAACUCUAUUGAUUAGACUUGUAGCAGUUUCUCGAUCAAGGAUGAUGAGUCUUCCAAGUUUUAGACUCAGGCUAUGUAAAUAAUUUGGGUAUUAAUUGAAUAAAGAAUUUUGACUACUGCUGUUGAGAAAUAAAUAUCAGUGAGGACGUAUGUAUGUCACUAGCUACAAUAGUACCGCGGACCAAGGUUUUGAUGGGAAAGGCUAAUCCACACAAAAUUGAAGAUUAUAGAGGUAGUAGGUUGAUUGCUCACAAGAUCCAGGUGAUCAAGUGACUACAGAUUUCUGAUGGUUGCUCAAAACAACCAAAUAGGGUAUAAAAAGUUGAUACAUGAUGGUGGAUGCAAUGAGAUAUCUCUUUACUGCAACAGAAACAAAUGUUUCUUGGCAGCAUUCUGACCUUGAGUCAGCUUGGGGUUACAAAAUCCUUGAACAGAACGUUCCCUGAUCGAUGUACACAAGUAUUCAGAAGCAAAAAGUUGUUUGAUGUGAAGAAAUGUUUCAAUGAUGACAAAAGUCGGCAACUACAUUUUCCUUGAUGCGGCAACUAACAUUACAAACAACAUCAAUGGAAGGGUUUUCCAUAACUUUACCAGUAAUCACCACAAGAGCAUUUGCCAUCCCUGAAGUGAUGAAAGCGCUUGUUAUCCCUCACAAUC
Messenger RNA from Theobroma umbraticum, 1995 nucleotides. NCBI's taxonomy places the organism in Eukaryota, Viridiplantae, Streptophyta, Magnoliopsida, Malvales, Malvaceae. The record is from RefSeq and is a predicted model, not a curated record.